AUCAGCUGCACCCUAAGGGACUUUACCAACCUGCCUUGACACUGUCCCAUCACACUCCCACUGGCACGGUGGCACCGCCGGGAUGGGCACACGCAGCAAUCUCAAGGCCCUUUAGACUAGACCGCCGCUGUCGCUCUGCUCAGACACUGGCGCUAUGCGCGCUUAGGCACUAGCGGAUAAGACUAUUGACCACUCGUCUGUCCGUGAGCAAGGAAAGCUUCCCGCCACUGUGACCAUUUAAGUCUCACUUCUACGCCGUUGACCGAAAUGGACCCCGCUGCGGCCGUGGCGGCUAUUGCCGCCAACCCAGCGGCUUUCACGGAGCUAGUUGCGCAGCUGCAGGACGCAGACAAUGACCGCCGCAAGUCGGCGGAGGCUAUCUUCGACGCGCUGAAGGAGCAGUCAGACCUAUGCAUGACAUGCCUCGCUCGCACUCUCAGGACGUGCCCAGCAGUUGAGGCGCGCCUGUUUUGCAGCGUCAUGAUUCGCAAGGUCAUUUACUACCGCUCGGAAUCGGACCUCAAGGCGCCGGUGCUCUGGGAUAAGUGCAGCCCGGCUGUACAGACCGGCACCAAGCAGGCGCUGCUGGAGGCGCUGGUGCAGGAGCCCGACCGCAACGUGUCCAGCAAGGUCAGCACGGCCGUGUCGGACCUGGCCGCGCUCAUCUACGACAAGGCGGGCUGGCCGGAGCUGAUGCCCGCCAUCACCGCCAUGCUCACCAGCAGCAACCAGCAGCAGGUGGUGAACGCCCUGAGUGUGCUGGCGGACGUGGCGGCCUACCUGGCGGACCACCUCAAGCCGCAGCUGCAGGACUUCGUCAACAUGCUGGUGACCAUGCUGGGCAGUGGCGUGAAGGACGUGACGGUGGGCGCCGCCAACGCCGUCACCGCCUUCAUCGAGGCGUACGAGGACGCGCGUGUGCGCGACAUGCUGUCGCCUCUGGUGCAGCCCAUGCUGGCUGUGCUGGGGCAGCUGCUGUCCAGCGGCGACGAGGAGGAGGCGCGCGGCGUGCUGGAGAUGUUCAUCGUGCUGGCGGAGUCGUCGGCCCGCUUCCUGCGGCCUCACCUGAUCCCGCUGGUGGACGCCAUGAUGCGGGUGGCGGGCGCCGGCGACAGCCUGGAGCCGCAGACGCGCCAGCUGGCGGUGGAGUUCCUGGUGUCGCUGUGCGAGGCGCGCGAGCAGAGCCCCGGCAUGAUGCGCAAGGUGCCCAACCUGGCGCGCACGCUGUUUGAGCUGGUCAUGGGCUUCCUACUGGACAUCGAGGACGACCCCGCCUGGCACUCUGCCGCGGACGACUCCAACGAGGACGCGGGCGCGGGCGAGCUGUACGACCCCGGCCAGGAGUACCUGGACCGCCUGGCGCUGUCGCUGGGCGGCAAGGCCGUGUCGGACGCCGCCGCGCCGCUGCUGGGCACCUGGAUCACGGACGCGCAGUGGCAGAAGCGCGCCGCCGUGUUCAUCUGCCUGGCGCAGAUCGCGGAGGGGUGCACCAAGGUCAUGUCCACCACCGCCUACCUGGAGCAGCUGGCGCGCAUGUGCGUCAUGGGGCUGAAGGACGCGCAGCCGCACGUGCGCUGGGCGGCCUGCCAGGCGCUGGGCCAGAUGUGCACGGACCUGGGGCCGGAGCUGCAGGCGCGCCACCACGCCGCCAUCCUGCCCUCGCUCAUGGAGGUCAUGGACAACUUCAACGCGCCCCGCGUGCAGGCCCACGCCUGCGCCGCCAUCGUGAACUUCAGCGAGGGCGUGGAGGCGGACGUGCUGCCGCCCUACCUGGACGGCCUCAUCCAGAAGCUGCUGACGCUGCUGCAGCACGGCGCGCGGCUGGUGCAGGAGGGCGCGCUCACGGCGCUGGCGUCCGUGGCGGACAGCAGCCAGGACCUGUUCCUCAAGUACUACGACACGGUGAUGCCGCUGCUGCUGCACAUCCUCACCAGCGCCAACGCCAAGGAGCACCGGCUGAUGCGCGCCAAGGCGCUGGAGUGCAUCAGCCUGGUGGGCAUGGCGGUGGGCCGAGACCGCUUCAGGGACCACGCCCGCCAGGUGCUGGCCUACAUGCAGCAGGUGCAGGCGGCGGGUGUGGACCCCGACGACCCGCUGGCCUCCUACAUGCUGCAGGCCGGCGCGCGGCUGUGCAAGUGCCUGGGCCCCGAGUUCAUCGAGUACCUGCCGCUGGUCAUGCCCAGCCUGCUGGCGUCGGCGCAGGCAGACCCAGACGUGCAGGUGGUGGACGAGGACGAGGUGAACGCGGAGGACCUGCCCGACGACAUGGAGGCCAUCGCCAUGGGCGACAAGUGCCUCAUGUACCGCAGCAGCAUCCUGGAGGAGAAGGCCACCGCGGUCAACAUGCUGAGCUGCUACGCGGAGGAGCUCAAGGAGGGCUUCUGGGCCUACGUGGGGCCGGUGCUCAAGCUGGUGCUCAACGGUGUGGAGGGCCAGUCGCCGCUCAUCAAGUUCUACCUCAACGAGGAGAUCCGCCGCUCCGCCGCCGCGCUGCUGCCCAGCCUGCUGCGGUGCUGCAUCGCCGCCGCCGAGCGGGGGGUGCCGGGCGCCUCGCCGGCGGCGGUGGCGGAGUUCCUGGGCGCCGCCUGGGGGCCGCUGCUGGAGGCGCUGCGCAAGGAGCCCGAGGGCGAGAUCCAGGCGGUGCAGCUGGACAGCAUCGGCGAGAUCGUGGAGGUGGUCCCGGACAAGGCGCUGCUGGGCGCCGAGCCCACCGCGGCCGCGUUCAAGAUCUUUGACACCGUGCUAGAGAAGGCCGACAAGCGGCGCGCGGACCGCGCCGGGCGGCGCUCCACGGAGGACUUUGACGCGGAGGAGGCGGAGCAGCUGGAGGCGGAGAACGAGCUGGAGGAGGAGCUGUUUGACCAGGUGGCGGCGUGCGUGGGCGCAUUCCUCAAGAAGAUGGGCGACGACGUGUUGCCGCUGGUGGAGAGCCUGCUGAUGACGCGGUACGGAGCCAUGCUCACGGACAAGUCUCGGUCCUCGGAGGAGCGGCGCAUCGCCAUCUGCCUGGUGGACGACCUGCUGGAGAACUCGCCCGCAGGCAUGGCCAAGCACUUCGCAAACGUCCUGCCCAUCCUGCUGGAGGCCACCCGCUCCGACCACGCCGACCUGCGCCAGUGCGCCGUGUACGGGCUGGGCGUCAUGGCGGCCAAGGCGCCCGCGGAGCUGUUCCGGCCGCAGGCGGCGGCGGUGGCGGAGAUCAUGGCCGGCAUCAUCCGGCACCCGGAGGCCAAGUCCGAGGACAACGACAUGGCCACCGACAACGCGGUGGCGGCGCUGGGCCGCGUGCUGAGCCACCACCCCGAGGCGCUGGGGCCGGACGGCGGCGCCGCCUACGCGCAGCUGUGGCUGGGCAGCCUGCCGCUCAAGGCGGACGCGGUGGAGGCCACAGCCAUGCACGAGCAGCUGGUGGUCAUGUGCGAGGGCCAGGACCCGCGCGUGGUGCCGCACGUGGCGCGGGUGGCGGCGGUGUUUGCCGAGGUGCUGGGCGGCGGCAAGACGUACGUGGCGGGGCCGGUGGGCGUGCGCAUGGCGCAGCUGCUGCACCGGUUGCAGGGCGCGGUGCCGGCCGAGACCAUUUCGGGUGUGGUGGCCAAGUUCACGCCCAAGCAGCAGGCCAGCUACGCCACCUACAUGGCCGGCAACAUCCCCGAGUGAUGCCGCUGGGCGGGGCAGGGCGGGCGGGCGGGGCAGGGGGUUUUGUAGAUACGAGCCCAAACUAAACCGGGGCACUAGGUACCGCGCGCAAUGACGAGGGCCUCAUCGGGUCUGGGCAGCUGGGCUGGCCCGGGCCGUAGUUCAGAUGGCGCGGUGGUGUAUGAGCAGCUGGGAGGAGUGGGAGUAUUGUAGUACGUGUGUGUUUCGGUUUGGUUAUGAGUACAGACAAAGGCAUGUUGCAGUGCGACAGCCAGUGGGAACGAACUGAGGGGUGGUAGUAUGGCGGCCUGCAGGGCGGCAGCCUGCUUGGUAAAAGUGCGCUGCUUGCGCUGAAUGUGCGGUGGAAGAAUGCGCAAGGGGUGGUUUAGGAGGCUGGCAGGUGCGUCGCGGUUGGACAUGCGGUGAGUCAGGUGCCGUGAGCGUGCUCCUGUGUGACUGCGCCGGGCGCACGGUGCGGCAUGGCACCAAUAACGCUUUAUGUUUGCGAUGCGCAUUUGUGGGACACCCAAUUACGCAGGUGAUUUGUGCACUUGCCGCCAUGCGCGUCGCCCAUGAGACUAGUUUGGCGAGAGCUUUAAGAGAUAGGCCCCAUAAAGGGAAAGACAAGAGAGAUGGACGGCAGUGCUGUGCUGCACGUCGAGGGGCGAGGGUAGGCAGGGCGGUAAGCACAAAGAAACGUGCCGCAGAGUCAUCAGCCCGGGGCGAGCUAGGGGAGCUGCCCCUGUGCGACUAGGCGGUGCCGUGGUGUUGGUAGGGCUCGAUCGGCUAGGGAUGAGAGUGUGGAACCCGUGUGCAAUUUGGCACUGUACGGUAGUGAUGAUGGUAUCAGCAUACGCACGCACGCAAGCAAGCGGGGGGCAUGAACAGCGCAAGCACAGGCCACGCACUCAAGGGUGCCCUUCACGGCCUUCACGGCAGGAGCGGUGGCUGGCCGCCUCAUGGAGGCCUAUCUCUUCUUGUAAUGCCGCUACGAC
This is a messenger RNA of Chlamydomonas reinhardtii, 4631 nucleotides long. RefSeq lists its product as uncharacterized. Gene Ontology annotation, biological process: protein import into nucleus. Gene Ontology annotation, cellular component: nucleus; cytoplasm. Gene Ontology annotation, molecular function: protein binding; nuclear import signal receptor activity. Lineage: Eukaryota; Viridiplantae; Chlorophyta; Chlorophyceae; Chlamydomonadales; Chlamydomonadaceae. The coding region runs from base 268 to 3657 and encodes 1129 amino acids. The transcript is spliced from 26 exons. The record is from RefSeq and is a predicted model, not a curated record.